Messenger RNA from Acanthosepion pharaonis, 624 nucleotides. The record is from the annotation of a GenBank genome assembly. Lineage: Eukaryota; Metazoa; Mollusca; Cephalopoda; Sepiida; Sepiidae.
AUGCGCACACAAAUGUUCACGCAGCAGAACGGAGAUAGGCCUUCUGUAGCCAACAUUGCUAUUCUUCUUACGGACGGUGUCUCAAAUGUAAAUGCUUUUGAUACGAUUCCCGAAGCUGAAAAGGUUAGAGCUGACAACAUCCACAUUUAUGGCAUCGACAGUGGAAACGUGCGAAUUGGGGCUGUUCUAUACAGCACGGACGUAGAAAUUCAGUUCCAUUUGAACGAGUAUAGCACAAAACAAGAGGUCAUAGAUGCAGUAAGGGAAAUCCCAUACGUCUAUGGUAGCACAAACACUUACGGUGGACUCAACGUAAUGCGCACGCAAAUGUUCACGCAGCAGAACGGAGAUAGGCCUUCUGUAGCCAACAUUGCUAUUCUUCUUACGGUCGGUGUCUCAAAUGUAAAUGCUUUUGAUACGAUUCCCGAAGCUGAAAAGGUUAGAGCUGACAACAUCCACAUCUAUGGCAUCGGUAUUGGCCUAGCCGACACUAAAGAAUUGAGCAAAAUUGCAUCUCCACCAAUCUCUGAGAAUAUGUUCGUGGUCAAGACCUUUGAUGAGCUUUCUGUUUUGAAAGAAAAAGUGUUUGAGCAGUUUUAUCCAGGUAGAUAUGAGCAUGUCUGA